Messenger RNA from Phytophthora sojae, 513 nucleotides. RefSeq lists its product as hypothetical. The transcript has a single exon. Gene Ontology annotation, molecular function: nucleic acid binding. Bases 1 to 513 code for a protein of 170 amino acids. Lineage: Eukaryota; Oomycota; Peronosporomycetes; Peronosporales; Peronosporaceae. The record is from RefSeq and is a predicted model, not a curated record.
AUGGGCGCAAGUUCCCCCCGCAUUUUGUGUUCCAAGGGUGACGUCGAGAGGGAGGUCAGAAGUUACUGCGAGGAGGAAGUCGCCACGUUUUCGGUCCAGGCAAAGGCGUGGUUCGAUCUUCGAGUCAUGCUCGACUGGAUCGAAAACGCUUGGAAGCCUAUCGUGACGGAGCCAUCGCUACUGACCUUAGAUAGUUUGAAGGUUCACAAGAUGGCGGAAGAGCUCGAUGCACUGGCGUGCACUGGGACGGCCGUGCAGUUCGUGCCCGGUGGCUGCACGGGGGUGACCCAGCCGCUGGAUGUUGGCGUCAUGGCGCCGUUGAAACAGCACAUUCGCAAGGGCUACUCGAACCGUCCAGCUGGAAGACCCCGCAAGAUAACACCGGGUGAGCGUCGAUACGGCAUGUACUGCCGCGGGAUAUCGGGCUGGGAGAGGAUCACCGAAGACACAGUGCGCAACUCGUUUCACAAGGCGGGGCCAUUCGUCCAGUACGGCCCUCCACUUCACGGUUGA